Molecule: messenger RNA, 594 nt
Organism: Fusarium vanettenii 77-13-4
Lineage: Eukaryota; Fungi; Ascomycota; Sordariomycetes; Hypocreales; Nectriaceae
Exons: 2
Coding region: 1-594 (197 amino acids)
Source: RefSeq, a predicted model, not a curated record
AUGAAGGACGAGCGAGUAAGCGACCACAUCCGUUUCCCUCGCUAUUCCUACCGCGUCUCCCGUCGCACGGAUGGCAUGAGUGGAUACAACGAUGUUAUGGGACGAGCUGUAUUGAUCUGCAUCAUCAAUGAUCUUGCCGACGUCGUCGAUGCUGUCGAGGAUCUUCGUCUACCCUCAAGGCCUGAGGAUCGGGCCAGACUGAGGAUCGAAAGACGAAAGAUGUGUGACUCCGUGAUCAAGGGAGCCAAUGACUUGACUGCCAUAUUCGACUCGGUGAAAACAGAGAGCAAGUACACCGAUCUUGCCCCCAAGAACCUGCCGCAAUAUCGCAACCAGAUUUGUGGCCAACUAUUGAACCCACUGCGAAAAUCCGAUCCCAGAAGAGCGACCACCUACGGGCGGCCAUUUUCCUUUACCCCAUACCGAGAGAAGCUCCGUAUCAUCCUGUCCGGUAUCGAGAGAGAGCUUCGUCGAUGGCUCAAGGUGCCCCGAGAAGAGACGCGGAAGUCAACAAAGCACGGAGGACAGCAACAAAAGAGCCGAUCUCACCGAGGUUCAUCACCGCCAAACCCGGGUCUAUGCACCGUCAUGUAG